AUGUGGCAGAGGAAUCAGACCUCUCUGGCCGACUUCAUCCUCGAAGGGCUCUUUGAUGACUCCCUCACUCACCUUUCCCUUUUCUCCUUGACCCUGGUGGUCUUCCUCAUUGCGGUGGGCGGCAACGCCCUCACCAUCCUCCUCAUCUGUGCUGACCCCCGGCUUCAUACACCCAUGUACUUCCUCCUGAGCCAGCUCUCCCUCAUGGAUCUGAUGCACGUCUGCACAACCAUCCCCAAAAUGGCGACCAGCUACCUCUCUGGCGAGAAGUCCAUCUCCUUUGCGGGCUGUGCAACGCAGCACUUCCUCUAUUUGUCUCUGGGUGGCGCUGAGUGUCUUCUCCUAGCUUUCAUGUCCUAUGACCGCUAUGUUGCCAUCUGUCACCCACUGCGCUACACUGUUCUCAUGAACAGAAAGGUGAGACUGAUGAUGGUCGCCAUGUCUUGGUUGGGAGCAUCGAUAAACUCCCUAAUUUAUACAGCCAUCUUGAUGCACUUCCCUUUCUGUGGGCUUCGAAUAAUCCACCACUUCUACUGUGAGUUUCCAGCUGUUGUGAAGUUAGUGUGUGGAGACGUCACUGUGUAUGAGGCCACAGUGUACAUCAGCACCAUCUUAAUUCUCCUCCUCCCCAUAUCCCUGAUUUCUACAUCCUAUGCCUUCAUCCUCCACAGUGUCAUUCAGAUGCGUUCAGCUGGGAGUAAGAGAAAUGCCUUUGCCACUUGUAGCUCCCACCUCACUGUUGUUUUCCUCUGGUUUGGUGCCUGCAUCUUCUCAUACAUGAGGCCCAGGUCGCAGCGUACUCCGUUGCAAGACAAAGUUGGCUCUGUGUUCUACAGCAUCAUUACUCCCAUGCUGAAUCCUUUGAUUUAUACUCUCCGGAACAAGGAUGUAGCUCAGGCUCUGAGGAGAGUACUGGGGAGAGAUAUGAUCACUAAAAUACUGUGA
Molecule: messenger RNA, 945 nt
Organism: Camelus dromedarius (Arabian camel)
Lineage: Eukaryota; Metazoa; Chordata; Mammalia; Artiodactyla; Camelidae
Product: olfactory receptor 2AE1
Exons: 1
Coding region: 1-945 (314 amino acids)
Biological process (GO): detection of chemical stimulus involved in sensory perception of smell; G protein-coupled receptor signaling pathway
Cellular component (GO): plasma membrane
Molecular function (GO): G protein-coupled receptor activity; olfactory receptor activity
Source: RefSeq, a predicted model, not a curated record